This is a messenger RNA of Chiroxiphia lanceolata (lance-tailed manakin), 5124 nucleotides long. It is a transcript of the gene LARP1B, whose product is annotated as La ribonucleoprotein 1B. Lineage: Eukaryota; Metazoa; Chordata; Aves; Passeriformes; Pipridae. Gene Ontology annotation, molecular function: RNA cap binding. Gene Ontology annotation, biological process: mRNA stabilization; positive regulation of translation. The transcript is spliced from 15 exons. Bases 1073 to 3565 code for a protein of 830 amino acids. Gene Ontology annotation, cellular component: cytosol; cytoplasmic stress granule. The record is from RefSeq and is a predicted model, not a curated record.
AGAAGGCAUCUGCUCUGUCCUGCUCUGCUGCUGUUCCCGCAGCUUGUUGCUACCAGAGCAACUGCUUGUGGAGCUACACUUUGAACUCUGCUUUGGCAAUUCUAGUGAUGUCGUUUUUACCUUUAAGCUGGACCUCAGUUCCAUGACCUGUUUCUCAGCAUGGCCAUGUGAAAAGUUGCACUAACACCACAGCUAGUACUGUUUCAGGUCGUCAGGUGUUGUGAAUAUAGCUUGUCAGGUGGCAGAAAUCUUAGGCUGAAUGUAAGUAUUUGGUUUAAGUUUUAAAAUGGCAAUAUAUGUUAACAGUUUAAAUGUUUACUCAUUAUAAUGAGUACUGCAUGCUACUGAGCUGGAAUUUAUGAAGUCAUUUUAGGAAUGUGGAUGUAAGGGUUUGAUUUGGAUGUCUGAGGGAUGGACAGGGGAAGGAUUUUUACCAGUUAUCACUUUCUUGAGUAGUUUUUUCUCAGGAUGGUCAAAUGACUAAAAACAUGUAGUGUGAACUCUACCUCAAGGCUCUAGUGAUUCGAGACCAGUUUCAGUGUGAGAGAAUGUAGAACAUCUCUUGCUCUUUUCAGAAACAUUGUGUUGAAAUAAAAAAAACGAAAACAUUUCAGGCUAAAUACAACACUUGCUCAUGAAGGUGUAAUAUGUGUCUGAGCCACAGGUGCUCUCAGGGUGCAAAAAUUAAACUGAUUUGGGAAAAUAGUUCAAGUAAUACAUACGCAUUUGGAAUCCCUAAGGUUGAGGGCAACAAGUGCAAAGGUCCAAAUUUCCAGUGAGACACACACAUACAGAUUAUGAUAUUUGUAAAUUCAGAGUCUUAUUUGACAGAAAAUACAUGACUUGAAUACAUGAGCAUACAUAUGUUGUAGGGUUCAUUAAAAAUAGUAAAACAAGAUUUUUAAUACAAAGAACCAUAUCUUUAGUCAGUCCUUUCUUAAAUUUAGCAAUUCUCAUUUUGAUCAAGUAGGGGCUGUAUCCUCAGCAUUCCUCAGACAAAGUGGUCCCUUGGCAUCUGGAAGACUACCAAUUACAACUUAAAGAAACUUUAAGCAAAGGUCACUAACUGAACAUGGAAGUCUCUGACAGUGUUAGGAGAAGAGAAAGAAAUUGUGCGAGAGGGGCUUCCUUUUCUCUAAUGAGUGAAGUGAGAAUUACACCUGUCCCUAAGUUUUAUGAUUGGCGUCGUGAUAGAGAAAAGAGAGAUGACCACGAUGAUGUGUGCAGCGUGAGGAGUGAAGGUGGCAGCAUCCGAGGAUUCUCCAGAGGCAGAGGAAAAGGGAGAGGCAGAGGAAGAGGGAGAGGCAGAGGAAACCCUAGCAUGAACUUUGAGUAUUCAGUUGGUUAUCAAGAGCUGUAUGGUGAAGAAAUUGACCAAGUAUUUCAGCCUGAGCUUAGCAGUGGUGUGAUGUAUUACUAUGGUGAUGGAACAGGAGUGCAGAUGUAUUCUGUGGAUGAAGCACUUCUCAAGGAAUAUAUAAAACACCAAAUUGAGUAUUAUUUCAGCACAGAAAAUUUGGAAAGAGACUUCUUUCUGAGGAGAAAGAUGGACCAACAAGGAUUUCUGCCUGUUUCAUUGAUUGCCAGCUUCCGUCGGAUGCAAGCUCUGACUACAAAUGCUGCACUCAUUUUGGAGGCCCUAAAGGACAGCACAGAAGUUGAAACUGUGGAUCAGAGACUAAGAAAAAGGGUUGAUCCAGAAAAGUGGCCAAUUCCAGGUCCUCCUUCAUGCAGCCUGCCUCCAACUGACUUUUCUCAGCUCAUCAAUUGUCCAGAAUUCAUACCGGGACAAAUUUUUGGCUCACAUACUGAGUCUGCACCGAGUUCUCCAAGAAUGGGAAGCCCACUGAGUCCAAAGGAAAACACUGAAACAAGUAAUUUUCCGACAAUGUCUAAAGGACUGUCUACAAGUUUGCCUGAUUUGGACUCGGAACCUUGGAUAGAAGUGAAGAAGAGGCAUCGGGCAUCCACAGUCAAACUAAAGGAAACUGUUCCUAUACCUGAUCAAACAGCAGAUCAACACAAACUACCCUCACCUCCAGAAGAACAAGAACAAGAAGAACUUGAGUUUUUGUUUGAUGAAGAGAUGGAACAAAUUCAGGGUCAGAAGAAUAAAUUUACCGAUUGGUCAGAUAGCGAUUCUGAUUAUGAAAUUGAUGAUCAGGACGUAAACAAGAUUUUGAUUGUAACACAGACACCACCAUAUGUGAAAAAACAUCCUUGUGGAGACCAUACUGGAAACCACGUGUGCCGUGCAAAAAUUACAUCAGAACUUGCUAAAGUCAUUAAUGACGGCUUGUACUAUUAUGAACAGGAUUUGUGGAUGGAUCAGAGUGAAAAUGAUGCCAUGAUGAAGCAAGAGAUUGAGAACUUUAAGAAGCUAAACCUCAUUAGUAAGGAAGAAUUUGUUAUUCUUGCACCAGAAAUGGCUGGUCCAACCCAAGAAGUUCCUCCUGGACCUCCAGGAUUACAGAAAGCAAAAGAACUGACUUGUAACAUCCUAAGUUUUGAAGUACCUCCAAGAGCAGGAAUAGCUCGAUCAUUGCCAACAGCAGUUCCAGAUUCCCACCAUUUUCACCCUGGCUUGAUCCCGCGAACACCUCGCACCCCAAGGCUACAGGAUCCCAAAAAAACACCCAGGUUCUACCCUGUUGUUAAAGAAGCACGAUCCUUUGAUAUAAAGACUCCUAGAAAAAGAAAAACACGCCACAGUACAAAUCCUCCCUUAGAAUGCCACGUUGGUUGGGUGAUGGAUUCCAAGGACCACAGGCCUAGAACUUCCUCUCUGAGCAGUUCCAAUGCCUCACCUUCAGAAGGAGCUCCACUAGCAGGUUACGGCUGUACCCCAAAUUCUCUUCCAAAAUUUCAGCACCCUUCUCAUGAACUGUUAAAGGAAAAUGGCUUUACUCAACAGGUGUACCACAAAUACCGGCGAAGGUGCUUAAUGGAGAGGAAACGGUUGGGAAUUGGCCAGUCCCAAGAAAUGAACACACUUUUUCGUUUCUGGUCCUUUUUUUUGAGAGAUCACUUCAACAAGAAAAUGUAUGAAGAAUUCAAACAACUUGCUCUAGAGGAUGCAAAAGAACACUGCAGGUACGGCUUGGAAUGCUUGUUUAGAUUUUACAGCUAUGGCCUGGAAAAAAAAUUCAGACAAGAAAUAUUUGAGGAUUUCCAAGAAGAAACAAAGAAGGACUAUGAAGCUGGUCAGCUGUAUGGACUGGAAAAAUUUUGGGCUUACCUAAAAUACUCUCAGUACAAGACUCCAACCGUUGACCCUAAACUGCAAGAAUACCUGACGAAAUUUAAGAGACUGGAGGACUUCAGGGUGGAGCCUCCUAUUAGUGAAGAAUCUGGCAGAAAGAGACCAGUUGCUACAACAGGUGAGGAUUCAGGUCAUCGCAGACAUCAGGCUAAUUCUUCUAAAAUACUUCCUGCCACUAAACCCACCACUCCCUGUCAGUCCCAGGCACUGGGAAGCAUUACCAGUGGGAAUACUGUGCGAGCAUCCACGAGCUAUAGCAAUGCUGCCACGAAAUCCGUAGAAAGUGAUAUACCAGAAAAAUAGACUUUGGAUAAGCCCAUGCUCUUGAGAAUCAACCUUGACAUCACUCUCUUAAUUUGGAGAUCUUCAAGACGAGCCAAUCUACUACAUGAUUAAAAACAUAUGGAAUGACAAAGAAUUGGAUUCUCUUUUUCACAGGAUGUAGUUCCAAAACACUUACCCUAGGAGCGCUGCUCUUGGUUAUGGGAUCAUUGGAAGGAUCCUAGGGGAAGAUUCUUUGGCUUCAGUAUUGCUUUUCUCAAGCUUUUGUUUACAAAGAACUGCAUUCCUUGCAUAUGCAAAAAAUACUUUGGGGGAUGCCUUACAUUUCAGCUCAGAUUUCUUAAAAAAGGUAACAACCAUGUUAUUUACUGUGCUUUCCUUACUCAGAUUUCCCCAUCAUUUGUAUUUUACCAAAGCAAAAAAGAUUACAUUAUAUGUAGAAUAUUAAAUGGAAAGGAGGGCAUCUCUGUGAUUGGUUUACUCUUGAACCUAACUAUCAAAAAGGAUGUUUUUGUGCAAAAGCACUCGAGAACACGCAGCUAUAUAUGAAACUGCAUUUCUGGAUUCUGUUUAAAGAUAUAGUUUCUGUUUUUUUCAGGGUCUCCAUAGUUGGCCUUUUAUUAAUUAUGGAGUUUGAGUGGACAUAACUGGGAUAGUUUUGCAGAUAUUUCCUUCAGUACUAGUUCUUUAAUAACUCAAGGAACAAAAAACUACAGGAGAAAAUUGAGCUUUUGAUUUCAUAGUGUCUUAAAUUAACAUUCACCUACAUUUUGUGCAGGUUGUUAAAAUAGCAAACUAUUCAGAUUAUUCUGGGCUUGAGAGGUGUCUUCAUUUGAAUUCUCUUAUGAACUCCAAUAGGAGAGGCAUAAUUUUUAAAUUUUUUUUCUCCAUAUUUCAAGUAAUAAUUAGUUUGGAGGGAAACAAAGUAUUUCUUGUAAAUUUUAUUUGCUUUAUUUUGCAAUAUCUGAAUUAAGUUCUGCUUAAAUUGUGCUAGGUAAACCUAAAUGAUUUCAAACAGGUCUAAAGACAAUUCACUGAAUAUAAGUUACUCAUACAAAUCCAUUUUUAUAGCUGAAAGAUGGGGAUGUUUACAUGUCUUACUAACUUCAUUGCUUUGUUUUUAAAGACUCAGAAAGAACGAAGUGGAUAACUUACCUCUUCCAGGGGUAGGUGAGAGGAAUUCCAGCUUUUGGUUAGUUAACUGCAGAAAUCACUCCAGUUAACUUUAAAGUUAAAAAGUUGUGUCUAGCACAGAUGCCUUAAUCUGACUGCACAGCUAUGUACGGGGUUUUAUUAUAACAAGACUGUUAAUUUUUUGGUCUUUGUCUUGUGAAUCUCACUGAAACAAGUGACGGAUGUUUGCAUUGAAAGGAAUGGGUACUGGUAGCAGUGACCUUCCUACAGUUUCUACAUUUCAAUACAAAAUCCAGCCUUUUGUCAGUGGCCUGUUUCUAAAUAAAUUUAAAUAAACACAUACCAAGAUUAUAAGUAAAUAUCCUAUAAAUAUGCUGAAGUGACACAUCUCAAUCCUAUGUUUGAUCCAUGCCUUUUGCUAUCCAUGAAAAUGAUGCAAAUGUAAA